Arxiozyma heterogenica is the source of this 324-nucleotide messenger RNA. It is a transcript of the gene HSP10, whose product is annotated as Hsp10p. The coding region runs from base 1 to 324 and encodes 107 amino acids. The transcript has a single exon. The record is from RefSeq and is a predicted model, not a curated record. Gene Ontology annotation, cellular component: mitochondrial matrix. Gene Ontology annotation, molecular function: ATP binding; metal ion binding; protein folding chaperone. Lineage: Eukaryota; Fungi; Ascomycota; Saccharomycetes; Saccharomycetales; Saccharomycetaceae.
AUGUCCACUUUAUUAAAGUCUGCCAAAUCUAUCGUCCCAUUGUUGGACCGUGUUUUAGUUCAAAGAAUCAAAGCUGAAGCAAAGACUGCUUCUGGUCUUUACUUACCUGAAAAGAAUGUCGCUAAAUUGAACCAAGCUACCGUUCUUGCUGUUGGUCCAGGUUUCACCGAUGCUAAUGGUAAUAAAGUGGUUCCACAAAUUAAACCAGGUGACCAAGUCUUGAUCCCUCAAUUUGGUGGGUCUACCAUCAAAUUAUCUGAUCAAGAAAACGAUGAAGUUAUCUUAUUCAGAGAUUCUGAAAUCUUAGCUAAGAUCCAAGAAUGA